AUGUUUUUUCUUUGUAUUUUGUUCAAAGCUUUUAUGUGUUAAAGGAAAAACAUAUUGUGUGCCUUCAUCAAAGCAACUGACGGAGAGGGAAUCAAGGAAUCAGUGAUUACCAUCAAUCAACACAAUUACGGAUCAAUCAGCAUUUAGUAUCAUUAAUGUAAUCGAUAUUUCCGUUGUAAUUCUAUCCCUAUAUAAAGGGACUAUGAAAUGAAAUGAGUAGACCAAUUCCAAUUGUCAUUUCACUUUAACACGUUAUCAGCACGCUCAGAGCAAAUAGCCAAAAGAAAAAAAAUCCUAAUUUUCUAGUUUCUUUCCGUCGAAAAAAAAACAACAACCAAAACCCUAGAAGAAAAAAUAUAUUUUCUUCUUUUUCCUCUGCCGCCCUAAACAAAAAAAAAAAAAUCUCUCUCCCCCGGCCGCGCAGCCCAGCGCCCCCCGCUACUGCAUAGCCCGCCUGCAGCCAAGCUUUCCCUUUGGACACCCAAGCUUUCCUUUUGGACACCCACCUAGAAGUAACCUCCAAAGAAGACCCGACCCGGCUACGGUUCUGAGCCCAGCUCCGACUGCGACCAAAUUCCGGCACAAUCCAAUGCUCCUCCAGCCCGAUUCUGAUCUGCGCCGUCUUCCCAGUCGCUCACCUGCAGCCUGCUCCCCUAUACAAAGCACCGCCCUCUCCUCCCAGCAGCCCACCGAUCCCAGCACGGACGCAUCCAGCCCACAGCGCCUUCGAUCUGCCCAGCGCAGCCCCUGCCACCACGUUGCUGCUCACCUCCACCUCCGCCUACAGCCCAGACCGGCCUCCACAUCCAGAUCGGCGCACGAACAGCAGCGCUCGCCCAACCUCGCUGCAGACCGGCCUUCACAUCCACGCCCGGACACCGGCGCUCGCCCACGACCUGAGUCAGCCACCUGCAAACCUGAUCGAUCGGUACCCACCCACCUGCAAACAAAGAACCUGUAGGAAGAAGAAGACGCGAAGAGAGAGAAAGAAGGAAGAAAAAGAAAAAAAAAAGAAGGUGACUAGGCUCACAGUAUAGAGCCGGCCCAAAGAAUAAAAUUAAAAAAAAAAAACAGAAAAAAAAGAAGGCCAAAGAAAAGGCCCUCGGCCCAGAGACAAAAAAAGGGGAAUCAGGCCCUGUGGCCAAGACAAAAAAAAACCCUGCAUGCCCAGAAAAGAAAAAUUGUGUGGCCUAGAAACGAAAAAAAAAACAAGAAACAGGCCCUACGGCCCACAGAAAAAAGAAAACUUUAGCAGGCCAAGCAAAAGAAAAACAAACAACAAGGCCCGUGGUCCAUUGCUGAAAAAAGAGGAAGUGGCCCAAGCCCAAAAACAUCGCUACGCACGCCUGCAUCAACACGCGCGUGCGCUAGGAUCGUUUUAUUUACUCAAAAUCAAAUGGCUGAUCCAACUUGACCUGAGUUUGACAUCUUGGACUCAGAAGGACUUGAGUACCAUCGUUGGGUUUCCGAUAUGGAAACUGCCUUUGUGGCAAAAGACUGCACUGCCACCAUUACUGAUCCCAAAGAUGAUGAACUAUCUAACAAGGUGAAAGCAAAUGCCUUAAUGUUUCUUAGGCGACAUAUUGAUCCUAGCCUACGCUGGGAGUACCUUCAGUUGAAGACACCCAAAGAAUUGUGGGAUGCCCUUAAGGGACGUUUUGGGAACAUUCAUGACACUUUGCUCCCAGAACUGGCUGUUCAGUGGAAUGGAAUCCGCUUGCUUGACUAUAAAAGGGUCAAUGACUUCAACAAGGACAUGUUGCGCCUACAGGCACGUCUCAAUUUCUGUGGAAGGGAAAUCACAGAAGAUGAUAUGAUCUACAAGACUCUUUCCACCUUUCCUACUUCAGCGCUUAUACUAGCGGACCAGUAUAGGCUGGAGUAUGACAACAAAAGAAUCACAACCUUCAAAAAGCUGAUCAGCCUACUGCAAGUGGCUGAGAGGCAAAAUGAGGAUCUCUUGCACAACAAUGCUAGGCCCACUGGGACAAAGAAAAUUCCCGAGGCUAAUUAUGGAAAAAUAAAAGGUGGAAAGAACUCCAAUGCAAAGAGGUUUGAACGUGCUGAUCCCUACCCACGUGGCAACAAUGCACCACGUGGAAAGGGACGUGGAGGUGAUGGAAACAAGGUGCAAAAGGCACCUAAGAACCCUUCAGUCAAACAGGAUAGAGUUGGCAAUGAACCAUGCUAUAGGUGUGGAAUCAUUGGGCAUUGGUACAAGAACUGCCAAGCAAGCAACAUAGUUGCAGCCACUUACAAGAGAUAUAGGGAGUCUAAAGAACAAGAAACUCACUAUAUGGAAGAAGGAGGCCAUGACCCAGAUGUCAACCUCACAAUUGCAGACCUCAAUGGCAACAAGGAACUUGCUCAGUCAAUGGAUGCACUAGAUUUUGAUUGACCUGCUUUAUCUAUUUAUUUUCCAAAGACAGAUAUGAAGGCAUAAUGCCUCAUUUUUAAUUAGACUAUUACUUGGUCUUAAAGUUUAUUUCAAUAAUGGUUUGAUGAAUUAGAUUUAUGAACAAAG
This is a messenger RNA of Rosa rugosa (rugosa rose), 2524 nucleotides long. RefSeq lists its product as uncharacterized. The transcript has 2 exons. Gene Ontology annotation, molecular function: nucleic acid binding; zinc ion binding. The record is from RefSeq and is a predicted model, not a curated record. Bases 1472 to 2398 code for a protein of 308 amino acids. Lineage: Eukaryota; Viridiplantae; Streptophyta; Magnoliopsida; Rosales; Rosaceae.